GGAUGCCGCGUCCUGCAGACAGGUGAAGCGCUCUGAUUGGCUGGCGGGAGGCAUGAUGCCACCGGGCAGCUCUUUUUAAGAGAGAAGCCAGAACCGCGGAGCAGGACCCAGCGGUGCUCGGUGCUGAGCGGCGGCGGGACGGGCUCGGAGCUGAGGCCAACAUGAGCGAGCGACAAGGAACCGGGGCAACCAACGGAAAAGACAAGACAUCGGGAGAAAAUGACGGGGAGAAGAAAGUCCAGGAGGAGUUUGACAUCGACAUGGACGCGCCAGAGACAGAGCGCGCAGCUGUGGCCAUCCAGUCUCAGUUCAGAAAGUUCCAGAAGAAGAAGGCUGGGUCCCAGUCCUAGCGGGGCCCCUUCCCGGCCCGGCCGAGACACUGAGUCUUCCACUAACAGCAGUGCCGCACAGAGUCCGCACCCCGCGCUGCACCCCAAGAUGCAUGCACAGAGACCCGCAGCCUCCCAGGCGGGCGGAGCAGCUUAGUCUCCGUGUCCACCCCUCCCCGCGAUGACUGUCCCUGACGUUGUAAUAAAAGGAGCUAAGACCGAG
Messenger RNA from Heterocephalus glaber (naked mole-rat), 552 nucleotides. RefSeq names its product Purkinje cell protein 4 (gene Pcp4). Gene Ontology annotation, molecular function: calmodulin binding; calcium ion binding. Gene Ontology annotation, cellular component: cytoplasm. The record is from RefSeq and is a predicted model, not a curated record. NCBI's taxonomy places the organism in Eukaryota, Metazoa, Chordata, Mammalia, Rodentia, Bathyergidae.